This is a messenger RNA of Lampris incognitus (smalleye Pacific opah), 381 nucleotides long. RefSeq names its product bouncer (gene bncr). The transcript has a single exon. Bases 1 to 381 code for a protein of 126 amino acids. NCBI's taxonomy places the organism in Eukaryota, Metazoa, Chordata, Actinopteri, Lampriformes, Lampridae. The record is from RefSeq and is a predicted model, not a curated record.
AUGCUGCCGCUCCUGUAUCUCUACCUGCUCCUCCCGUCCAUACGCUGUGACAACCUGCUCUGCUACUACAGCCCCAUCCUGGAGAGAGAGAAAGAGGCGGAGGCCAACUUCCGGCUAAUCCUGACAGAAUGCCCUCCCGCUGAGCGGUGUUUCAAGGCAGAUGGCCGCUACGGGAACCACAGCGCCCUGUCGGCACGGGGCUGCAUGGCGGAGAGAGACUGCGGCCAGGCGCACAGCCUUCACCUCAAAGCAACCGUCUACACCAUGAACUACGCCUGCUGCGACUGGCAUUACUGUAACUCCGGCCCUGGGGUCACGGCCAGAUCCUUCCCCCUCGUGUUGACGUUGCUGACUCUGGCUGUGAUCAUGGGCUACUUGUGA